AUGGACGGCAUUAAAGGGCUCUUAAGAAUCAAAGUUCGUCGAGGGGUCAACCUCGCUAUUCGCGACACUUUUAGCAGCGACCCUUAUGUCGUCAUUACUAGAGCUAGUGUAAAGACUCAAGUGAUAAAAAAGAAUUGUAACCCAGAGUGGAAUGAUGUUCUUACACUUUCAGUGACUAAUCCAAAUAUACCCAUCAAGCUAGCUGUUUAUGACCAUGAUACGUUCACUAAACAUGAUAGAAUGGGUGAUGCUACAAUUGAUAUUAGACCAUAUAUUGAGUGUAUGCAAAUGGGAUUAGGAGAACUUCCCAUUGGAACUGCUGCAAAAAAGUUGCAGCCUAAUGAGAAUAAUUGUCUCGCCGAUGAAAGUAAGAUCGUUUGGACAGGUAAUGGUAAAAUGGUUCAGGACAUGAUUCUUAAGCUUCAACAUGUAGAGAGGGGAAAGUUACAAAUUCAGCUUGAGUGGCUUGAUCUUCCAGGUAAUAAAGGAUGACAUUCUUGAUGUAUGCGUGCUACUCUAAAGUGUGACAAGAAUUUUGAGGAAUUUUUAUUCGAUGUUUUGAUAUUGCUAUUGUAUAAUGAAAAUUCUACAGUAGUUAUUUGAAAAAUAUAAUUCGGUAUUGCUAUUGUAUAAAGUGUUAUGAUUGUAUCAUACUCACAACUAUGUUAUGUGAACAAGGGAACAUCUCAAACUUGUAUAUAUUGUUUGUUUUUAUUUUCUAUUAUAUUAUUUUAACAUUAAUUUAAGGUAAAAUAUUUGGUUAAGUUCUAAAUUAUAGAACUUGAAUUUAUAAAUUGAAAUAAAUAUUAUCUCAUUCAUCGGAUAGUUAGAUAAAAUCAUUAAAUCAAAAUAUAUUUUUUAAUUUCUAA
Messenger RNA from Chenopodium quinoa (quinoa), 869 nucleotides. RefSeq names its product protein C2-DOMAIN ABA-RELATED 7-like. Lineage: Eukaryota; Viridiplantae; Streptophyta; Magnoliopsida; Caryophyllales; Amaranthaceae. The coding region runs from base 1 to 492 and encodes 163 amino acids. The record is from RefSeq and is a predicted model, not a curated record. The transcript is spliced from 3 exons.